AUGUUCGGUUCUGGCUCGAACCCGGGUUCUACGGCGCCCACUUUCCUGUUCGGGCAGUCUAACGCCACUCAAAACCAGUCUGCUGCGUCUCCUUUUGGCGCCAAUGCCAACAACAACACCUCCAAGCCUGCUACCUCUGCAUUUGGCUCUAAUUCGGCAUUUGGCUCUUCAGGAAAUACUGCUUUUGGUCAAUCGUCCAAUUCUGCUCCAGCACCCUCGCCAUUUGGCUCUCUGGCACCCGCAACCUCAGCAUUUGGUGCUGCCCCAGCUUCUGGCUCUCUAUUCGGCGCUAAACCAGCAGCCACAUCAACAGCAGCACCUGCAGCAUCCCCAUUUGGUGCUGCUCCAGCAAAGUCUACCACGCCCGCUUUUUCUUUUGGCUCUAAUACUCAACCAAAUGCCGCUCCAGCCACCAGUUCAUUUGGCUCCUCAAACAACAACUCGGCCGCACCUUCUGGAGGCUUGUUCGGCGCGAAUGCCGCAAACCCCGCCACUUCUACAACAACUCCGGCUGGUGGUUUGUUUGGUGCUGCUGCUCUGAAACCAGCAGUCUCUGGAUCCGCUGCUCCAGCUUCAGGAGGUCUUUUUGGCCAGUCUGCCUCUACAGGUACGGGCUUUGGUGCCAAACCAGCUGGUGGUGCUGCUGCUGCUCCAACUACAGGCGGCCUUUUUGGUUCUAGUGCCAACGCCACCAAGGAGACUACGCCAUCAUUCAGCUUUGGCGCUAAACCUGCCGAGAACAAGCCCGCCAGUUCUGUUGAGAUGAACUCAGCGGCUGCAUCCAAAGAAACUACUCCGGCCUUUUCUUUCGGUGCCAAACCCGCUGAGAAUGCUGCCAAGCCUGCCGAAGGUGGACUUUUUGGCGCAAAGCCAGCAGCAUCAGGCUCGGGACUUUUUGGAGCGAAGCCAAAUGAGCUGAAAGGCUCUACGCCAUUCUCAUUGAACCUGGGCUCCUCUACACCCGCACCUACUGGCGGUUUAUUUGGUGACCAGGCAAAGAGUGGAGAAGCCAAGCCUGCUUUCAGCUUUGGUGCCGCCAAGUCUGACAACAAACCUGCAGCAGCUCCAUCAUUUUCUUUUGGUGCCAAACCCGCCGAUAAGACUGAACCCAAGACUGAUGCAAAGCCUGCUACACCAGCAUUUUCUUUUGGUGCAAAAAGUGCUUCUGAAAAGCCCGAGGAUAAACCAGCAGCAGCCGCCCCAGCAUCCACGACUCCCUCUUUCUCGUUUGGAGCCAAGCCAGCUGAAAAAGCAGCAGACAAACCCGCUGAGAAACCAUCCUUCUCCUUUGGUGCUAAACCUGCCGACCUGAAGGACGCUUCUGCUCCUAAACCAACAGGAUUUUCUUUUGGGGCAAAGCCCGCUGAACUGAAGGACUCCAAACCAGCUUCUUCGUUUAGUUUUGGAGCUAAGACCGAGGAGAGCAAGCCAGCUGCAGCAGCUCCAGCAUUUUCCUUUGGCAAGACUGCGGAGAAGAAGGACGAGCCAGCCGCUGAGAAGAAAGAUGAUAAGCCAGGCUUUAGUUUUGGUGCCAAGCCAGCGGAAAGCAAGCCGGCCGGCACCACUUCAACUUUCUCGUUUGGAAACACUGCGGAUAAGAAAGACGCGACCACCGAAAAGAAGGAUGACAAACCUGCUCUUUCGUUUGGAGCCAAACCUGAGGAGAAAACCACUAAGCCAGAAGAAACAAAGACACAACCAGACAAGAACGCUCCUACGUUGAAACCCACGACGCUUGAGCCACCAGCAAUCUCUUUAGAUAACAAGACUUUGGAGGACUUGAUCAUGAAGUGGUCCAAACAAUUGACACAAACAAAGGGCAUUUUCGAAGGUUACACAUCGAAGGUUAAGACAUGGGACCAACAACUUACCACCAGUUCGGAGGAAAUCUCCAAAUUGCAUAAGAAUGCCAGCGAGGUGGACAGUUUGCAACAGCGCAUUGAUCAACAGCUACUCUUUGUGGAGAACCAACAAGACGAGCUUGAUCAGAUAUUGGACAGCUACGAGCUGCAGGCAGAUAUUUUGCUAAACUCCAUUGACUUGAAUAGUUCUGAUGUUGCGUCUACUGCUUUGGUUGCCCAGACAUCCAAUAAGAAUGCACCAUCCGGUUUGAACGUCACAGACAAGUUGCGUGAGAAGGCAUACCACAAUGCAGAAUUAUUGGAUGAACGUUUGGAUACGCUAGGUGACAACUUGUCAUCUUUGGUGGAGGAGAUUAAUUCUGUUAGCGAUGUUUUCAACAAGUCGCUCAUGAAGAAUAUUGCCGACAGCGAAGGUUCCGCAGACAGCAGCGGAAACUCAAUUGAGGAAAUCGUGAAGUUGUUAAACCUCCACUUGGACAAUUUGAAGUACAUUGAGACCACCAAAGACCAGCUAGAGGAGAAAGUCAAGCAACUACAGGGUCCCAAAAGACUCCGGUAG
Molecule: messenger RNA, 2421 nt
Organism: Sungouiella intermedia
Lineage: Eukaryota; Fungi; Ascomycota; Pichiomycetes; Serinales; Metschnikowiaceae
Source: the annotation of a GenBank genome assembly